AUGGAAGCCUUAUACUUCAACGUCAAUGAUGGCUACUUGGAAGGUAUUGUGAGAGGUUAUAGGAGUGCGAUUCUUAACACAACCCACUAUCUUAACUUGACGCAAUGUGAAACCUUGGAUGACUUAAAACUUCAGCUUAGUGCUACAGACUAUGGCAACUUUUUGGCAAAUGAACCCUCUCCUAUAGCUGCCUCAACGAUUCACGAAAAGGCAACACAGAAAUUGGUUGAGGAAUUUAAAUAUGUACGUAGUAACGCGAUGCCAACUUUGUCUCAAUUUUUGGAUUACCUGACUUAUGCCUAUAUGAUUGAUAAUGUAGUACUUUUAAUAACUGGCACCUUACACGAACGCGAUACUAAUGAAUUGCUGGAGCGGUGUCACCCACUUGGAGUGUUUGAUGCUAUGCCAGCGUUAUGUGCUGUAACUAACGUUACGGAAUUAUACGAAACAGUGAUGGUGGAGACACCUCUUGCCCCGUACUUCCGAAAAAUAUCUGUUACUGAUAUUGAUGAAUUAAACAUUGAAAUCAUUCGUAAUACGCUUUAUAAAGCGUAUCUUGAAGAUUUUUAUGAUUAUUGCAAGAGAAUUGGUGGUGUGACUGGAGAAUUAAUGAGCGAAAUUUUAGAGUUUGAAGCUGAUCGCCGUACUAUCAAUAUCACAAUAAAUUCUUUUGAAACUGAGUUGUCGAGAGAUGAUCGCGCAAAAUUGUUCCCAGAACUUGGCAAAUUAUAUCCAGAUGGACAUACAAAACUUGCAAGGGCAGAUUCCUUGGAUCAUGUUAAGGCAAUUGUUGAGGAAUAUCGACCUUUCUUUGACACUACUCUAAAUUCUUUUGGUGGAGCUGCCACAAGUGAAGCAAAGACUUUAGAUGACCGUUUCUUUGAGUAUGAAAAAAAUAUUAUCAUGUCCAACAUAUAUUCUCAACUUCCAAAAUACGUUACGAAUUCUCCGGAGACAAAAAAGGAACGACAACCACCAGUGUCCGAAACUACAAAAAAAUUUGUACCAGAUUUUGUGACGGGAAUUUUGGAGGAAACAGUCAAAGAUUCGACUAAGGUUUAUGCUUCAAAAUUAAAAGAUAAAGUUUUACUACUCGACAAUCCUUUGAAAACUUCUAAUGAAAAGAAAAAAAGAAAGCAUUCGAAAAAGAGGGUAAGAUCUAUGAGUGCAAAAGAGAAAAGAGAAACAAAAAUAUACGAAAUUCCAAAGGAAUGCCACAGAUAUGAACUUUUCAUUCCUCUGAAUGAACUUUGGCUUCAAUAUAUUGAUGAGUUAUACGGAACUUCGAGUCCUGCCCAUUUUACUCAAAAGCUAUUGAAAGCAGAUUUCCAUGGCGCAAUUUUAACAGUAUCCAGAUCAAGAUGUGCUUCUUAUAUCGGAGUAACGGGAAUCAACAUUCAUGAAACGGAAAAUGUAUUCAAAUUGAUCACAAAGGAUAAUGUUUUGAAAGUUAUUCCUAAAGGACACAGCGUAUUUACAUUUCUAUUACGAGACCAUAUGUUUACUUUAUAUGGGGAUCAAUUUAGAUUUAGGUCUGCUGCCAGAGCAGCGAAGAAAUUUAAGAAUAAACCUACUAUCGAUUUGUAA
Molecule: messenger RNA, 1587 nt
Organism: Dentiscutata heterogama
Lineage: Eukaryota; Fungi; Glomeromycota; Glomeromycetes; Diversisporales; Gigasporaceae
Source: the annotation of a GenBank genome assembly